UGUUGAUGGAAUAUUGCAGACUCGUAGUCUGUUUGCGAGACUGUGUUCUUACUGGCUGUCCUUUUCUUUUUGGUUAUGUAGCUUAUAGCUUAUAUAGCUUGUGGCUUGAGAUGUUAAACAGGUUGUUGAUACAGUCUUUGGCUCUCUAUAUCUGGCCUCAUUCCAUCCAUCCAUCAUGCAACACAAGCCAUGUACGUGUAUCUGUAACUGUCCAUUAUGCAUCCCACCGUGCCACAGCGGCUCGUCCAGCGUCACUUGUUGUUUUGGAAAUCUUUAUAUAUAGACAAAUAUGGUGUAGCCCGUAACACAUUCUUGUUAUCAAGUCUGUGUGCACAAAGCAUCUGCCGCCAAAGAUGGAGAGAGGUAAACGACAGGAAUCAACAGAACAAGAACAAGACAAGGCAAGGGCCAACGCACGAGCACCAGCGUGCCACAAAGCGUUCUGUACUUGUACACACACCACGAUGGGAGACACCAUGAGACUAAGAUUCCGCGUCCUUGUGUCCGAUGAAGUCCAGCAGGCUCCCCGCCUGUCCGAUCUUUCCGCGCCACCCUCUCCAGCCUCGUGCGACGGUGAGGCUUGGAAGAACACGCCCCUCCUUUCACCUUGGACGUAGAACAAGAAUUGCACAAAAGGAGAGAGUCGAGAUACCUGCUCGCUCUCAAAAUAUAAGGCCGAGGGCGAGAGACGAGCAAGCUUGUCCCUGUUUCAUGCACGCAUGCAUGCUUGCAGCUGCGUUGCCCCAAAAGCCAAAAGCCGUUGUUGUUUCCUCACAUUCUCGGCUUCUUCCAGCCCACUUACACUAAGCCCAUCCUCCAAGUAUACUAGACUAAAAUCCUCGGGACCAAUUUCCGGCUCGCCUUGCAUAUCUUGCAUGCAUCUUUUUUAGCUCUCACUUCUCACUCACAAAAAGAAAAAAUCACCAGUAAAGAGAAAAAACCCUUGCAUGGUCUGUGCCGGUCCUCUUUUUUUUUCCCGGCCGCGUGGCUGAAUUCAUGGGUCUUUUUUCUUUCCUUGUUUUUGAUGAGAUGUGACGAGUUGGCUCUCUUAGCUGAUGUGACUUGUUCGUUUUUUUUGGAGAACAGGCCUUUUUUUUCCAACGCGGUUAUGAAACUGUACAGUAUGUGCUAAGAAGGGAAAAAAAGCAAACGCCAUGGCAUGAUAUUUUAGCAGCGCCAAGCAAUUGAAGUUCGAAGCGAGAGCAAAAAAAAAGUUGCUUUUUUUUUUCUUACGCUUCUAAAUGGGACCACUCCUCCUUUGUACUUCGACAGUUGUCUCACUAAAAAAGAACAUGUCCAUGUCAUGAUAUACCGGUUCCAUGUUUGGCAACGUACCUACACCGGUGCACAAUCCAGAUCCGGCUAGCAGUGCGCCAGCGGCUGCUCUGUGCUCAUGAAUAUGUGAAAAAAUGAAAAGAAAAGAAAAGAAAACCACGCGUUUAUAUCUGUUGGCUCUCUUUUUAGUUUUUCUGUUCGCAUCGGACAUUCCGGGGCACGGCACGGCCCCGGGCUACGAUGAUGCUGCGGAGCAAAGAAAAGAGCGCUAAAAAACAAAAAAAAACGUUUACUGUAUCAAUAAUAGCUUCUGUUGUUGGAUGUUUUUUUUUGAGUGUUGGGUUCUGAAAUUGGAGCCUUCAUCGAGAUGGGACGAUGUUGGUGUAAGUCGAGGAAAAACCCAACAGCCCCCGGUCUUUGCUGCAGGGAUGUCACGGCCUUGUCCCAAUCAGAAAAACGAGGCCAAGAACCGAGAAUGAGAACAACAAAGCAGAGACAAAAAAAAAAAAAAAAAAAAAAAGAGACAGAUACAUGAGAAUGGUUCGGUUACACACAUUGCAACAUGAAUGUAUGCAUGUACCAGCAUCUUUCUCUCUUUUCUUAUCAUUAUGCGUCUCGUAAUGGUGGUUGGUUCCCCCUCCCUCCCCCCCUUUUUUUUUCUAUCACACAUCACAUAAAAUUUUCCUUUCUUUUUUUUUUUUUUUUUGUUUCCUCGCCGUUUUUGUUUUCUCACCACUACAGCACUACUAGCAAAUCUCCCAUUUUCUCUCAUUUCCUCAUCCGUAGGGCCAUGCAUAUCCGGCGCUGCAGCUACCCGACAGCCGAUCCGUCACUUCUCACCUUUUCAGCCGUCCAUUCCACAAAAGCAAGGGGGGAGGGGGGCUUGUUGAUUCGCCCAACAGCUCCCCCCCGCCCAACCCGGUUGUGUUUUUUUUUAUUCUCUCUCUUUUUUUUUUUUGCUUUGGUUCACGCUAAAAGUGCACGAGCGGUUGUAUGCUGUAUAGUAAGAAUAUAAUAUCGCCUGCAUGGUUUAAAGGAUUUUUGUGACAG
Trichoderma atroviride IMI 206040 is the source of this 2325-nucleotide messenger RNA. The record is from RefSeq and is a predicted model, not a curated record. NCBI's taxonomy places the organism in Eukaryota, Fungi, Ascomycota, Sordariomycetes, Hypocreales, Hypocreaceae.